Molecule: messenger RNA, 1937 nt
Organism: Zonotrichia leucophrys gambelii
Lineage: Eukaryota; Metazoa; Chordata; Aves; Passeriformes; Passerellidae
Gene: TMEM26
Product: transmembrane protein 26
Exons: 6
Coding region: 29-1126 (365 amino acids)
Source: RefSeq, a predicted model, not a curated record
CCCCGCGGUGCGGGGCAGGGCGGGCGGCAUGGAGCUGAUGGUGCUGCUCAAUGCCCUGGUCACCCGCCUGCUCUUCGUCUUGCACUCGCUCAUCGGGGUCUGGAGAGUGACCGCCGUGAAGAAGGAACCCAAGUACUGGCUGCUGGCGCUGCUCAAUCUUCUCCUGUGCCUGGAGACAGGGCUCACCCUCAAGUUUAAGCAAGGCAGAGGCUACAAAUGGUUUUCACCAGCAAUAUUUUUAUAUCUGAUUUGCAUAGUACCAUCACUAUGGCUACUAGAAAUUCAUCAUGGGACUCAGUACUGUGGCAAUGAGCCUGGGGCUGUUCAGGUCAAUGUCAGCAAUCAAGACUUCAAUCAAUCCAGAGAGAGCAGUCAUGGAAGUGAGGGAACAGACCACCACAUCAUUCAGACGGCUAAAGUCUUUGUCAAUCAGCUCUCCACAAUCUGUGAGACAGUAUGGACACUGGCCCUCCACCAGACUUUUCUACUGCUAUUAGUAGUUGGGAGAUGGCUUCUCCCCAUUGGAGUUGAAAUCACCCGGGAUCAAUUGUCUCAGCUGCUUCUUAUGUUUGUGGGAACAGCAGCAGAUAUACUUGAAUUUGCUAGUGAGACCUUGGACAUUGAAGAUGUUCGGAAGAAUUACGCUCUCAUAAAUGCAAUUCUUGCUGUAUGGACCUGGAGUAUGUUACAGUUUCCACUUGAUCUUGCAGUACAGCAUAUUGGCUGCAAACCAAGCGCGUCGACCAGGCGGAUCCCCAGCCUGCUGCUGUGCAGGUACAGUGCGGAACUGUGGAACAUUGGUGUCAGUCUUUUCAUACAGGAUGGCCCCUUCUUCAUUGUGCGUUCAAUUCUCAUGGGCCACUUCAGAAUAUUCAAUCAGAUGCUGGUGUUUUUUACAGCUAAGAAUAUCUUAGUUGUGACUCUGCAGUUGUACCGGCUGGCAGUGAUCACCUUAGACUUCCGUAGUACCGUUCUGCAGAAGAGCAGGAAAGGAGAAGUCUGUUGCUGCCCAUGUGAGCCUUAUGAAGCUCAUGCUCAUGCUACUGGUCGCCAAGAGAACGAAAUGAAAGAGUUUGUUGCUGUUCCUCCAAAAGAGGAAUCCCAAGCUCCAUCAGAAGAUCACUGAGCAAUUACUGACUUGGAAGAGGUUGCAUUUCCCACAGCUUCUUCAGAAGGGCUUUGUCAGUUUCUGUGAUGAAAUACAUCUUGAGUGCCUAAGUCAUCUUUUCCAUCAAGAGAACAUUCAUUUCUUCUAAACUGUAGGGGAACUUUCCUCAAGCAAAUUCUUAGCAAUGGGACCUUUUUUAAAUCCAUUUGUACGGUGGGUUUUGACUAGUUCCAUAUUAUAUUAUUCACAGGGAUUUUGUAGCCAUAGUUUGUAGUAUCAAGAAAGGUUGGGAGCACUAAAAGAAUGGUUAUUACCAUUGGCGGCAUUGUGCUGACCUAUGUGCUUGCAUGAAUUCAAGUGGAAGGACAAGCCUGUCCUUUAUAGGAAGCACAAAAGCAUUGAGCUCUACUAGAAUGGUAGGGCUAUGACUACAGCGUGAUAAACAAUGUUUGCUAUGUACAGGAGGAACUUCAGCAGCAACAACUGUGCAGGCAUGUUAGUGCUAUUACUGUGACAUGAGAAUAUUGUUCAUUCCAGAAAUUUAAGGAAACCUUCGUCAGAUGUUACCUCAUCUUUGGCUGGAUUCAAUUUAGAACUAUGCAAUUAAGAACAUCCACCAUGAAACUACAUACAAAAGACUCUUAUGACCUGUCUGAAAAACCUAAACCUUAACAAAAAGAAAAAUCAGCCCCUGAAUCACUGGAAGCCAGCUGCAUUUCCUACAGAGUUGCUUGCCUUUCGAUUUCUACCAGUUAGAACAUACACACAACACACAUGGAGAAAACCUCACCUAAAUAUUUGUAAAUACUUUUUUCUUUGUGAUUUUACA